UCCAGUCGACAGAUAUCAAUACAGUGCAAGCCUGGAAGCGCUGAAAUGUUGCCGAUACUACUUCGGUAAGGUAACUCGCAAGACUCUUAACUCAGCAGGUUAAUACACUAUAACAAUGACCUCCUCCACCAACAACAUCUUGGACCUACCGGCGGAGCUUUUGGUGCUCAUUGUACGGUUCCUAGAAGAUGAAGACGUCUUUACACUCCGCAUCGUAUCCCGGACAGUCGAGCAGACCGUCUUUAAGUACUUCGCAAAACGCUUCUUCCGCAAGAAAGGCUUCAUGAUCACAACCCCCAGCCUAGACGUCCUCCAACAGAUCUCGCAGCAGGACCAACUCAAACCCUACGUCCAACAUGUCUGGUUCAAUCCAGACUGCUACACCUACGUGGAGCCGGACUGUGCUCCCGAAGCCGUUGACGACGAUACCGGCUGGCGCCGUCACCGACGGCCAGAAGACGAAGCCAAGUACAAAGCCUACUUGUCUUGCCAUAGUGACCAUAUACGGCUGCUCCGUAAACCCAGCAAAGGGCUGGAGAACCUGCUGACUACCGCUCUCCAGCAACUGCCGAACCUCAAGAUCAUCGGUAUGCGGCGCUCGGAAGAUCACAAGCCGUGGGGUUGGCGUACGCUCAAAGACUCCAUAGGCGAGGAUCCUCGUGUGACCGGUCCUACACCGAGUGGUCCACAGUACAGCUUAUCUGGCCCGACCUUGCUUUUUCUCUUCCUCGUGCGUGCCGUAGCCGCCUCGAACAUAGUAAUAAGACGCUUCUACACCGACGCCAUCGAGCUUGACAAUAUCCGUCCAGCCCAACUCCCACAAGACUUGCUCUCGAAAGCCUGCAGCAGUAUCUGGUACCUCGAAAUCAACAUCACUAAAGCCUGGCUAGCCAACAGCGACAACCACGUGCUAUGCGACACCCUGGACGAUCCCGCUUCCUACGGCCGCGGCCUCAUCAGCCUCCUCCGCGCAACAACCAACCUAAAAGAACUCGGCCUCCAACUCUUCCCCGACCAACGAAGUCUCCGCACCCACAACCUCGCCUACCAACACCCCUCCGACUGGCAAAAGACAUAUCCCUACCUCUGCUUCACCGCCCUCGCCUUAAACGUCCAACUCGUCCACCUAACCCGCAUAAAACUCGAACGCAUAAUCACGCGCUCCGACACCCUAAUCUCCUUCCUAAUCCCCAGCGCCCCCCACCUCACUAGCCUAAAACUCCGCGACAUCCGCCUCCUCUCACACAGCAACUUCCGUGAGCCUUGGCGCAAAUUCUUAACCUUCUUACUCGACUCCUGUCCCCAACUAAAGUACAUGUUCUUCUACCGCCUCCUCCACAGUCGAGGCGGAAUCUCGUUCCUCGAGAACCCGCCCUUGCCUCUCCCACUCUCUGAAACGGACCCCACCACUGGAGCGCCAAAUCCGUCUUUCAGUGAAGGUGAGGAAACGGACGCGCAGGAGUUCUUCCUCAAGUACGAGCAUAUCGCUCUUCGCGCGAGUGGGAGGGAGGAGGUGAGGCGGAAGUUGGAGGUGGUGAGGGAGCGGCACUGGUACCUCAAACCGAUUAUGGGGUAUCAGUUGGAUGAAGAUCUGUGGCACACUGAUACUAGCGAUGAGGAGUGGUGAUGAAGUAUGGCAGCACGCGUUGCUGACUGCUCGCGCUAUUACGCUGAUUACGCGAUGUUGAAUGCUAGAACGCACACGCUCGCCCAGCUCACC
Molecule: messenger RNA, 1720 nt
Organism: Baudoinia panamericana UAMH 10762
Lineage: Eukaryota; Fungi; Ascomycota; Dothideomycetes; Mycosphaerellales; Teratosphaeriaceae
Exons: 1
Coding region: 116-1627 (503 amino acids)
Molecular function (GO): protein binding
Source: RefSeq, a predicted model, not a curated record